Molecule: messenger RNA, 2637 nt
Organism: Aegilops tauschii subsp. strangulata
Lineage: Eukaryota; Viridiplantae; Streptophyta; Magnoliopsida; Poales; Poaceae
Product: ferritin-like catalase Nec2
Source: RefSeq, a predicted model, not a curated record
ACCCAUCUCACCCAGCUAUUCCUUCAUGACUAGAUGGGUAGACGUGCUUCACCAUCUGCAGUAACAUAUAUUCAGUGUACAUAAUUAGUUUAUAAUCUAGUAGGAAAGAAAGAGUCAUAAAGUGAAAGUAUAUCCUUAUAUGUGUGUGAAAAACAGGAAAAGCUUUUACAAAUUUUCUCGGUUCCAGGAAACAAUCAUGUGUGUUUAUGCGCAGAUGGCCCUGCAACCACUUAACCCGCAAGAGCUCAAGGAUCCGUAUCUACCUGCUGAAUUAGGAUUUCACUAGAAGGCGUGGUUACAGCACAGGAGUUGUUUGCACAAGAUCUUCAUGGCAACGGGUAGAAACUCAUUAGAGCUGACAAUGGAGGGGAUGUUGCAUGGCAAGAGAUGAUCACCUGGAGCACCCCAUCUCUUUCACUUCUUCACCCCCGUCAUCCAAGUCGGCUAUCAUGAUUCUAGGGGCUUUGAGCCUAUUUUCAGCACGCGUGCAGUUUGACUGACGGUGAUUAAUUUAAACUUGGAGGUGUGAGAUAAUUAAGCUCGGCUUUGCUAACCGCUCCCUUCUACCACCUCGCAAGACCAUUCGAAAGCAAGAUGAACCGUACAAGCAUUUGCUUUUCCUCAAUGGAAAAAAAGGAAAGGUGGCAGUUUAGGCACCUCCUCAGCUCGAAGCUUAACCACAAUAUAAAAUCAGCUGGUCAGUGUUAUGUCAUGCGUGAUUUAUUCCAGUCAGGAAGGGUAGCUGGUGCAUGUGGUUGCAGUUACUGACAUGGUUACCUGAAGAUUUCCAACAAAGGAAAGGCGUUCUCCAUGGGAAACUACGAACAAGGAAAGGCUUGAAUUCUCUGGACACCCUGACAACAACCACAAUAACUGCCGUGUAUAAACAUGUCACAUCAGUGAAGAAAUUUUGACGGAGUGACCCGCAGGUACUCACCUCUCACCUAGAAAUAGCAUCUGUGGCCUGGAAUUUUCCAGGGUUUCUCUGGAUUUGGAAGUUACACUUGGCAGAUUUCCAUGGGUGGUACAGAUAUAGGCUGAAGAAAAUUGAGACGAUGCACCAUUGCAAUCCAAAUUGAAGUGAAGCACCUGAACUGACUCUGAAGAAAGUGAUCUGUCUGCGAGUCUCACUUCUUGGCUUCAACAAGUAAUCUAUUUCCAGAUACCUCCAAGCGUCAGCGAUCUAGAUUUCUCGCACACAACGUCACCUCGCUGAAGGAGGUAAAUUCAGGCAACAAUCACAGCCAAAGAACGUUAGUUAGCUGAUUGCUUCAGAAGGGCAGCUUCCAGAUUGUUGGACAUGCUACGCUGAUCCGCUAUAAGUUCAGCAGAGAUGACACCAUGCACCUUCAGUCCAGCAUCCUCGGAUGCUUAAACCUUUUGUGAAGAUGGCAACGGCAUCAUCUCACACCUACUCCCCUCUCCUGCUCUUGUUCCUCCUGGCCUGUUCAUGCAGGGCAUCAUCCGGCCAUGCGGUCGACCCUGCCUGCCCUCCGGCCAAGGCGUCGGCGCUGGCAGUGGAAACCUCGGACUGCGGCGGACCUCGGUGCCAGGCACCGGCUCCGCACGUCCCGGUCCCGGUGUUCCCGUACGACGUCGACCCGAUGCAGUUCGCGCUGAACCUGGAGUACACCGAGGCCGAGUUCUUCCUCCACGCAGCGUUCGGUGUAGGGCUUGACCAGAUCGCCCCGAACCUGACGUUGGGAGGGCCGCCUCCGGUGGGCGCCAUGAAGGCCAACCUCGACGAGGUGACAUGGCGCAUCGCCGCGGAGUUUGGCCUUCAAGAAGUCGGCCACGUGAGGGCUAUCCAGAACACAGUUGGUGGGAUUCCUAGGCCAAAGAUAGACCUGAGCGCCAACAACUUUGCAAGGGUGAUGGACCAAGCAUUUGGUUACCAUCUGGACCCUCCUUUCGACCCCUACAUCGACAGCCGCAACUUCCUGCUGGCGUGCUACGUGAUCCCCUACCUGGGCAUCAACGGCUACACCGGCACCAACCCCAUCAUCGACGGCUACGAGACUAAACACCUUCUUGCAGGGUUGCUAGGCGUGGAGGCGGGGCAGGACGCCGUCUUCCGCGCGCUGCUCUUCGAGUGCAAGAGCGAGACGGUGCCGCCCUACAAGGGGAUCACGGUGGCGGAGUUCACCGACCGCAUCUCCACAGCGAGGAACCAGCUGGGGAAGUGCGGGGUGAAGGACGAGGGGCUCACCGUGCCGCCCGAGCUUGGCGCGGAGGGGAGGAUCUGCACCAACGUGCUCUCCGCCGACAGGGACUCGCUCUCCUACGCACGCAUGCCGGCGGAGCUGCUCAGAAUCCUGUACCUCACCGGCGACGAGCACGUGCCCGGCGGCUUCUUCCCGGAGGGCGCAAACGGGAAGAUAGCACGGGAGUUUCUUCGCAAGCCGUUUGCAGCUGAGGGUAACAAGACGCCAGCAAAUUAAGUAGGCCCGUAUGAGUGAUUGCAGCGUCAAUCAUCGGCCUGGAUGAAUAAUAAUGUAAAUAGUGUGUGGAUGGCAUGCUCGAUGGAAUAAGAUGGACAGUGUUUGUGCGGCUUCUGAGGUUGUCGAAAUUGAACCGUUGCGCAGGCUGCACAAUGUUUGUACGAAAUUGAAUGGCAAAACAGAAGUUGCAGUGUAA